This is a messenger RNA of Alosa sapidissima (American shad), 2678 nucleotides long. RefSeq names its product N-acetyltransferase 15 (GCN5-related, putative) (gene naa60). The record is from RefSeq and is a predicted model, not a curated record. Gene Ontology annotation, cellular component: Golgi membrane. The transcript is spliced from 7 exons. The coding region runs from base 228 to 956 and encodes 242 amino acids. Gene Ontology annotation, biological process: N-terminal peptidyl-methionine acetylation. NCBI's taxonomy places the organism in Eukaryota, Metazoa, Chordata, Actinopteri, Clupeiformes, Clupeidae. Gene Ontology annotation, molecular function: histone acetyltransferase activity; protein-N-terminal amino-acid acetyltransferase activity.
CCGGUAGAUGACCACACCGGAAGAAAGAAGGCUUCUCCGAGCUGUUUUAGCCAACAAAUGCAUCCUAGAGAUAAAAGUAAACACUUGUUAGAAAUUACUGUCAUACAUUUUAGAAUAAUUCUAACAUCAUCAUAAUGCUACCACUGCAGUGAACAAAUUAAGCAAGUCCAAAGGGAAAUAACCGUCCGUAUUUAUCUAGCUGGAGUGCUGAAGCAAGGCAGGUGUGAAUGACUGACGUGGUGCCCCCCUCUGCGCUUAGCGAAAUCAAGCUCCGCCUUCUUUGCCAAGAUGACAUAGAUAGUGUUAAAGUGCUUUGUAGUGAUUGGUUCCCCAUUGAGUACCCAGACUCAUGGUAUCACGACAUCACCUCCAACAAAAAGUUCUUCUCCCUCGCUGCCACAUUCAGAGGUAGCAUAGUGGGAAUGAUAGUGGCUGAAAUAAAGGGCAGAACAAAAGUACACAAGGAGGAUGGAGACAUUCUGGCCUCCAGUUUUCCUGUUGACACUCAGGUUGCGUACAUCCUGAGCUUGGGGGUGGAGAAGGAAUUCCGAAAACAUGGAAUAGGGUCACUUCUGCUGGACAGUCUGAAGGAGCACAUAUCCACCACGGCGCAGGACCACUGCAAGGCCAUCUACCUGCAUGUGCUCACCACCAACAACACUGCCAUUCACUUCUAUGAGAACAGAGACUUUAAGCAGCACCACUACCUACCCUACUAUUACUCCAUACGGGGCGUCCUGAAGGACGGCUUCACUUACGUACUCUAUAUCAACGGCGGACAUCCACCAUGGACGAUCUUUGACUAUAUUCAGCAUAUAGGCUCUGCUCUGGCUAGCUUGAGUCCAUGCUCCAUCCCUCAGAGAAUAUACCGCCAAGCACAGAGUCUUCUUCGCAGCUUCCUGCCAUGGUCUGGCAUCUCCUCCAAGAGUGGCAUUGAGUACAGCAGGACCAUGUGAAGGCAGUGCUGCAUUCCUUUAGAUGCCGGAAUCCAUUGCUUCACUGGAGGCUGUCUUAAUACCCAAGGGCAUCCACAGAAUCUGAAAUGAUGUGAAACAGACCUUUUGGUUUGGCCUCAUGCAGUCUUACACGAUGUACCAUAGCUGUAUAAUAUAUAUUUAUAUAUAAUCUAAUAUUGUCAGUAGUUAGUUGGCUAUUCCUUAAUGUGGACUCAUAGUCUACUUCAUGCCUGUAAUUUGCUGCUAGUAGAAAAAAACAGUCUUUGGUUCACCCAGAUUUGUUUUAAUAUAAUAUAUGCAUAUAUAUAUAUAUAUAUAUAUAUAUAUAUGGAGAGAGAUUUUUAUGUGUGCAACACCAGGUUAUAGUUUUAAGACCAAGAUGGUAUAGCCAUUACCCUAAGGAAAACCACCUUCAUACUGAGUCACUUUUGUGCAUGUGUCAAGAUGGUUUCACUCAGUGUUCAGUAGUUUUAUCUGUAGCCUGACCUCUUGAUACAGUUGAGUUUGUAUAUAUUCUUAUGUUUUAAAAAGAAAAACUUAAUCUGAUUUGUAGAUAGACAAAUUUGGAUCUGAGAUAGAAUUUCAUAUGGCCCAUACAGGAAUAUUGAUUGUAGUGGUAUUUCUGAAGUAAGGCUCAGUGUAGGGCUUGGAGUCUCAGUAAAUACUAUGCCUUACCCAAGUCCUAUGAUCUACUUCAACAUGCUAACUGUUUCAUUCUAAUAUUCAAAAUCAUGUUUACUACAGUUAGAUUAUCAUAUUUAGUAAAAUAGAGAGGGAGCAAGAGUGAGAGCGUGAGAGAGAGAGCGUGAGAGAGAGAGAGAGCGAGAGAGAGCGUGAGAGAGAGAGAGCGUGAGAGAGAGAGCGUGAGAGAGAGAGCGUGAGAGAGAGAGAGAGAGAGAGAGAGAGUGCAAAAGAAGAGUUAGAAUUCAGCUUAGUUAUUUAAAAAUGGAAGACCGGGGAAUGUGUUGAAAUGAUGGAAGUUAUUUGAGUGGAGAUAUUAAACCAGGGCCAUACACUAAAUAAAAUGUGUUACUCUUUUAGAAUUUAUAAAUAAGAUUUUGUUUUAUUUUGUUUUGUUCAAGGUCAGUUGAAAUGUAUGUCUGGGACAUCAGACCACACACCUUGUGCACUUCGAAGUGUGUUAUAUAAAUACAUGUGCUUUGUCCAUUUGUCAGCUACUUUAUAAUUUAAAUGUGAUUUCUAUUUAUGAAUGCACCUGUGUGAGUUUGUUAUUUUGAAUUUGUUACCAGUGCUCAUUGCCGAGCUCACAUGUCUGGGAAUCUUUUUAUAUUAUUAUUUUAGCAUAUGGGGAAUAUUUGAAGUUGAAACAUACCGUCCUAUUGUUAUUUACGGUAAUUGUACAUUGAAAUUGAGAUGAUUAAUAACAGCAGUUGUAGGCCCAGGUUCUUUUUACCGGUAAAAAACUGCACCCUCCUCAGUUUUCUUCAAAUAUAUCAAUCCCUCUGAAAAUUGCAUACUUGACAUCUUGUUUUGCUGUGUUUUGGGGGAUUAUCAUAAUUGGUCUGUCUAAUAAUAUUGCCCAAAUUAAUAGCCCACAACUACUACGGCACAAACACUCAAAUUUAUGUAGAAGUAAGCAAUAGCCUGCAUAAAGCUCCCAUCCACGAGUCCAUCACCUUUCCUUUUAGCAUAUGCAUUUUUAUGAAAUGUUUCAUCAACCUAAGGGUUGCAAAUGAGAAAAUAAAACCAUUAAUCAAAUAA